AUGAGUGAGCAGUUAGUUAUGUGGCCAGAUAGAAGCUCACAUAAAAGAGUAGCUGGAGUGCAUGAAGUGGAUGUAAACAAGUUGAUGUUGGCCAAGAUUGAUGCACUAUCAAAGCAGAUGGAAGCUUUAAAGUACUCUUCUAAUGUUAAUAUGGUGCAAGGAUCACUCCCCCUAGCAAAAAUCCUAAUAGAGAGACAACCGAGCACUUGGCCUAGCAACACCGAGGUCAACCCAAAGGAGCAAGUAAAUGCAAUCACAACAAGGAGUAGGGUACAGCUCCCAGAAAUUCAUGUGAAGAGGCCCGGAGUUGUGAAAGAGACUACAAAAGUUCAAGAGACAGCAGCUAAAUCAAAUGAGUCCAAAGCUCCAAAUAAUCAAGAAGAACUAGAAGUUUCAGCCAAACAAGGGCUCCAAGAGAAGGUGAUGCCACCUCUAGUCAGGCCAUAUGUCCCUCCGAUUCCAUUCCCUCAAAGGUUGCGUAAGCACAAACUGGAUAAGCAAUUUGAGAAGUUCCUCGAGGUAUUCAAGAAACUUCAUAUUAAUAUACCAUUUACGGAUGCCUUACCCCAAAAGCCCAGCUAUACAAUGUUCAUGAAGGAGAUCCUUUCGAAUAAGAGAAGGUUGGAUGAGCACGAGACCGUCAUGUUGACGGAAGAGAGUAAUGCUAUAUUGCAAAAUAAGCUACCACCAAAAUUGAAGGAUCCAGGGAGUUUCACUAUCCCUUGUACUAUUGGUAGUUUAUAUUUUGAACAAGCCUUAUGUGAUUUGGGAGCUAGUAUUAAUUUAAUGCCUUACUCUAUUUUUAGGGAACUUGGGCUAGGAGAAGCAAAGCCUAUAAGGAUGUCAUUGCAAUUGGAGGAUAGAUCGGUGAAACAUCCACGCGGAAUUAUCAAAGACAUCUUGGUGAAAGUGGAUAAAUUUAUAUUUCCUGUUGAUUUUGUCAUCUUGGAUAUGGGAGAAGAUAGGGAUGUUCCACUCAUAUUGGGGCGACCUUUCUUAGCCACAUGA
Diospyros lotus (date-plum) is the source of this 1008-nucleotide messenger RNA. RefSeq lists its product as uncharacterized. NCBI's taxonomy places the organism in Eukaryota, Viridiplantae, Streptophyta, Magnoliopsida, Ericales, Ebenaceae. The record is from RefSeq and is a predicted model, not a curated record. The coding region runs from base 1 to 1008 and encodes 335 amino acids. The transcript is spliced from 2 exons.